Molecule: messenger RNA, 2112 nt
Organism: Hippocampus zosterae (dwarf seahorse)
Lineage: Eukaryota; Metazoa; Chordata; Actinopteri; Syngnathiformes; Syngnathidae
Gene: pou3f2a
Product: POU class 3 homeobox 2a
Exons: 1
Coding region: 22-1314 (430 amino acids)
Biological process (GO): regulation of transcription by RNA polymerase II; brain development
Cellular component (GO): nucleus
Molecular function (GO): DNA-binding transcription factor activity, RNA polymerase II-specific; RNA polymerase II cis-regulatory region sequence-specific DNA binding
Source: RefSeq, a predicted model, not a curated record
CUUUGGCACAGCGCCCCGGAGAUGCUGGAGAGAGACGCCUCGCUGCCCCGUGGCGCGCACCUCUUUCCCGUCAAAGGCAGCCUCCUUCUGUCCCCCCACCCCCUCGUGCUCCCCACUCGGGCGGUGAUGGCGACCGCCACGUCCAACCACUUCAGCGUCCUCAGCAGCCCCGGCAGCCCUCCGCCGCCGCCGCAGCAGUCGGAGUCCGAAACCAUGCAGCAGCAGCAGCAGCAGCAGCAACAGCAGCAGCAGUACAGGGACGCGCACGCCCUGCUUCAGAGCGACUACGGCGCGCACCCGCUCAGCCACGCGCACCAGUGGAUCGCGGCGCUGUCUCACCACGGGGACGCCGGCGCCCCGUGGCCUCCAAGCCCGCUCGGGGAGCAGGACGUCAAGCCCGUGCUGCAGCAGCACGACGGCGACCGCGAGGAGUUACGCGAGUCCGGCGGCGACGCGCAACAGCGACACCCUCACCCCGCGCAUCACGACGCCAGAGCAUGGCGCGCCGGCAGCGCCGCCUCCGCGCACAUCCCCGCCAUGGCGACGUCUGAGGGUCAGGGUCUGCUCUACUCUCAGUCCGGAUACGGCUUGAUGUCCGGCGGCGAGCAGCAAGGAGGCGGCAUGCACCACCACCACCCGCACCCGCACGUGCACGCGCACCACCCGCUGGCUCGGGACGACGAGCAGCAUAGCCACAGCCCGCACCUGAGCGACCACGGAGGCGGGCCGACGCCGCCGCUGCUGCCGCCGCAGCAGCACCAGGACCACUCGGACGAGGACACGCCGACCUCGGACGAGCUGGAGCAAUUCGCCAAGCAGUUCAAGCAACGGCGCAUCAAACUCGGCUUCACUCAGGCCGACGUGGGCUUGGCCCUGGGGACCCUGUACGGCAACGUCUUCUCGCAGACCACCAUCUGCAGGUUCGAGGCGCUGCAGCUCAGCUUCAAGAAUAUGUGCAAGCUGAAGCCGCUGCUGAACAAGUGGCUGGAGGAGGCCGACUCGACCUCGGGCAGCCCCACCAGCCUGGACAAGAUCGCGGCGCAGGGCCGCAAGAGGAAAAAGAGGACCUCCAUCGAGGUCGGCGUCAAAGGGGCCCUGGAGAGCCACUUUCUCAAGUGCCCGAAGCCCGGAGCGGCCGAGAUCAACUCGCUAGCGGACAGCUUGCAGCUGGAGAAGGAGGUGGUCCGGGUUUGGUUCUGUAACAGAAGGCAGAAGGAGAAGCGGAUGACGCCCGCCGGGGGGGCCCUGCCGGGAGGUGAGGACAUGUACGGGGACAGCCCCCCGCAUCACGGAGGACAGACCCCGGUGCAGUGACCUCAACCUCCCCCUGCCCCCCCACCCCCCGCGCGCCUUCCUUUCUCUUGGACGCCCCCCCCCACCCCCCACUCUAAAAUAAACGUUGCGAGGACACAAGCGGAAUUUACAGUACAGGCGUCAAAAGCAGCAGAUGUUGACGGAUGCUCUUUUCGCAGCCACUAUUAUGGGAUAUAUUCUCCUCCUCAUUAUUAUUAUGACGGGACGUGCUUCACGCUGCCGUGGGAGCUAAGCAAACGCCUUUUGUGCGUCACUGUGCCACACACACACACACACACACGCGAAGAAAGGCAACGUUUUGUGGACGUGUCAGGGGGUGCAAAGGGGGGGGGGGGAGAUUGUUCUCGCGUGGGCUGGGUGAACCGCAGUGAGUCCAAGUGGGUAAAUAAACGCCAUCUUUGCGUGGAACAAAAGCAACAGGGGUUCGAACAGCUGCGGACACCUGCCUGCCCCUUCGCUCACAUUUAUAAGCCAGCAACAGCAGUAUUAUUAUUAUUAUUGUUAUUAUGGCGAUACAUUAUUUUGUAUUGUUUAUUGUGGCUCUUAUUUAAAGGUUCGUUUCGGUUCGAUAGUGAAUGUAAAUUUCGCCCCUGCUCAUUGGUCACAAGCCAGCAACAACAUUAUUCUUAAAAUUAUUAUUAUUAUUAUGACUUGACUGUCAUUCUCAGCCGACGAUUGCUACCGUAUUUUAAUACGGUUAUUUUGUAUUCAUUUUCGAUAAACGUACCAAAUAGUUUUUGAUGUGACACAUUUUGUAAAAGAAAUCAAAAUAAAAAAAGGUACGAUAUUAAUACAGUA